Molecule: messenger RNA, 3679 nt
Organism: Pteropus alecto (black flying fox)
Lineage: Eukaryota; Metazoa; Chordata; Mammalia; Chiroptera; Pteropodidae
Gene: CEP131
Product: centrosomal protein 131
Exons: 25
Biological process (GO): intraciliary transport involved in cilium assembly; regulation of centrosome duplication; cilium assembly
Cellular component (GO): centriolar satellite
Source: RefSeq, a predicted model, not a curated record
GUGCAGGUGAGGGGCAAUGCGCAGGGCCCACUCGUCCAUCAUGAAAGGCUCCCGGGCCGUCAGCGGCCCCUCUGGCCCCCCCGAGUGCAUGGACCUGAGUCUGACCGGCCUCCCUCCGCCCCUGUUCCGGCGCCCCAACAGUGCCUCCGCCGCGAAGCCCAUCGCCCGCUCCGUCUCCGUGGUGGCGGGCAGUGAGCCGAGGAGAAAGGCGCUGGAGGCCGCGGGGCCCGGGGGCUCCCGGGCCAUCAACAACCUUCGAAGGUCCAACAGCACCACACAGGUCCACCAGCCGCAGGCCAGCCCGGCGUGGACCGAUCCCCUCAGACCAGCAGAGUCCCCCGACUUCCUGCCGCUCUUCGAGAGCAGCCCGGGCGGGAGAAGGCGGCCGGCCAGUCUGAGCAGAGCCUGCAGCGAGAAGGGAGCCUCGUGGAGCGUCCUGGAUGGCCAGCCCGGGGCCUUCACCUUGCCGCCCAGUGCCCAGAGGCCCAGCACCGUCGGCACAGCGGAGGGCCCACGGAGGAGAGAGAGCACCGUACCCCUGGCACCCAGCUUCACCGCCAACAACAGGAGCAACAAGGGAGCUGUGGGCAACUGUGUCACCACCAUGGUGCACAACCGCUACGCCCCCGUGGACACGGCGCCCCCCAAGAGCUCCAACCACACGGCGCCCUCCCUCAACAAUCUCAUCAAGGCAGCCACCGGCGAGGGCGAGGGCAGUGGCCUCGGGAAGACGCAGAAGAACUUGGCCGGCAGCACCCACGUGGCCCAGAACAACUCGGGGGCUGCCGUGGGCCUGCUCAGACGCACGGAGGUGACGGAGGAGGAGGCUGAGAGGUUUAUCCACCAGGUGAACCAGGCCGCCAUCACCAUCCAGCGCUGGUACCGGCACCGGGCACAGCAGCGCCGAGAUGGAGCCGCCAGCCUGAAGUGCCUGCUGGCGUCCAAGCAAGAGGGGCAGCGGCAGAGGCUCAGGGAGGGGAGCCCGCUGGACCUGCACCGGCAGAAGGAGGCGGCCCGGAGGAAGGCCCGGGAGGAGAAGGCGCGCCAGGCCCGACAAGCAGCCAUUCAGGUUUUGGGGCGGCCGAGCCGCACAGGGGCCCAGUGCUGAGGCAGAACCCCUGUUUCCUAGAGCACGACUGCACCCCUGGGGGGCCCUGCCCGCUGCCCUCCCCGGUCCCGGGACACUGGCCUCGGGCAGCUUGGCUUGGGAGGGCGGGGGCCAAGCUGCCUAUGGACGAGGCUGCUCAGAGGGCACGCCCGGCAGGAGCUGCAGCAGAAGCGAGCCCAGAAGUCGGGCGAUGCUGAACUUGGGAUGCUGAAGGGGGCCCGGGAGCCAGGGGAGCCCCGUCCCACCCCGGAGCCACCGCUGAGGCUGGGGGGCACCACUCCCCAGACCUGCAAGGCUAACAACGCAGGGACUGGCUUCCCUACCACAGGCCCAGACGCACCCCGCCAGCCUGCCCCCAGUUCGUCCCCAGAGCCCCGGCAGUUCUCAGAGGACAAGCUACAGGACACCAGCUCUCAGGAUGCAGCUGGUGAGGCUCCAGGGACGGCGGGCCCCGCCGGGAAUAGGGCUAAGUCCAGGGCGACCCUGGAUGAGCUGCUGGACACGCUGAAGCUGCUGGAGGAGGAGCCUGAGCCGCUGCCCCGCCCCAGGGCCUAUCACAAGGACAAAUAUGCCUGGACCGACGAGGAGGACGAUGCCAGCUCCCUGACCGCCGACAACCUGGAGAAAUUUGGGAAGCUCAGUGCGCCCACUGGCCCUGCCGAGGACGGGGCUCUGCUUUCGGAGGCCAAGCUGCAGAGCAUCAUGAGCUUCCUGGACGAGAUGGAGAGAUCAGGGCAGGACCGGCCAGCCUCUGUCCCCCAGGGACUCGCGCCGGAGGAGGGACUGGGGUGCCUGGAGUCUGUGUCCGAGGUGAGCACAUCCGUGAUGCGGCUGAAGCUGGAGGUGGAGGAGAAGAAGCAAGCGAUGGCGCUGCUGCAGAGGGCGCUGGCACAGCAGCGGGACCUCACCGUCCGGCGGGUCAAAGAGACGGAGAAGGAACUGGGUCGGCAGCUGCGGCAACAGAGGGAGCACUACGAGGCCACCAUCCAGCGACACCUGUCCUUCAUUGACCAGCUGAUCGAAGACAAGAAGACCCUGGGCGAGAAGUGCCAGGCCGUGCUGGCUGAGCUGAAGCAGGGGGACCAGAGGCACAAGGAGAGGGAGGCCGAGAUGCAGGACCAGCACCGGCUGGAGAUCAAGAAACUCAAAGAGCUGAUGAGCGCCACCGAAAAGGUCCGCAGGGAGAAGUGGAUCAACGAGAAGACGCGGAGGAUCAAGGAGGUCACCGUCAGAGGCCUAGAGCCCGAGAUCCAGAAGCUGAUCGCCAAGCACAAGCAGGAGGUGAAGAGGCUCAGGACCCUGCACGCGGCCGAGCUGCAGCAGGCGGAGGAGCGGGCGGCCCAGCGCUACGGGCGCCAGGCGGAGGCGCUGCGGGAGCAGCUGCAGCGGGAGAAGGAGGCGCUGGGCCAGCAGGAGCGGGAGCGCGCCCAGCAGCGCUUCGAGCAGCAGCUGGAGCAGGAGCAGCGGGCCCUGCAGCAGCUUCGGCGGCGGCUCCACAGCGAAGUGGCCGAGGAGAAGGAGCGACUGGACCAGCAGGCGGCCUGGGUUCGUGGGAUGGAGCUCUCCAGCCCGCGCCCCACAGACCCAGCGUGGCCGCGGGACGUGUGGGCUCGCCCAGGUGGCAGCAGCCAGCGAGUCUCACGCUGUCGCUGCCCCCAGAUGGAGCUGCAGGCCCUGAAGGACCAGCUGGAAGUGGAGAGGCAGAUGUGGGAGGCCAACCGCGCCAAGAAGGAGGUGGGCAGGGGCGGGCCGGCCGUGCCCCUCCCCUCCCGCCAGCACCCCGGUCUUACGGCAUGGGCUGCACCUCUGGGGCCCCCACAACUCGCUUCUGGGUUCACAGCUGGCUGCUUGGGGCUGGCAGUUCAGUCUGAGCUAUACCGCAUGUUGUUCAUCAUCCACCGGCUGGAGGCCGACAUGACGCUGGCCCGGGAGGAGAGCGAGAGGGCAGCCGAGAGCCGCGUCAAGCGCAUCCGGGACAAGUACGAGGUGGAGCUCUCAGAGCUGGAGCAGUCGGAGCGGAAGCUCCAGGGACGGUGCACGGAGCUGAAGGGGCGGCUGGCGGAGGCGGACGGGGAGCGCGUGCGCCUGCAGGGCCUCCUGCGACACAAGGACAAGGAGCUGGCGGACGUGCAGGCGGUGAACGAGCAGCUGGCGGGGGAGCGAGGCAGCCUGGCCCAGGUGCUCCGGCAGGAGUUCGCCGACCGGCUGGCGGCCUCCCUGGAGCGGCUCACGCGAGAGAAGCAGGCGGAGCUGGAGCAAGUGCACGGCAGGGUGAAGACGGCCUUGGCAAAGAAGGAGGAGGCCGUGAGCAGCCUCCGGAGACAGCACGAGGCCGCGAUGAAGCGGGCUGACCACCUGGAGGAGCUGCUGGAACAGCGCAGGCGGCCAUUCCCCAGCACCAAGUGACUGCCUGCCACCCACGGCGUGGACAGGCCAACGGCAGCAGGGCUUCGGGUCCCGGCAGGAGGUGGACACCGCCCCGGCCUCCCUCCGUCCCUCUGGCCCGUGCUCGGUGUCUGGCGGGCAGAGCACCAUGGCUGCAUUUUAAUAGUAAAGAAAUGUUUCUUAACA